Molecule: messenger RNA, 1322 nt
Organism: Lecanosticta acicola
Lineage: Eukaryota; Fungi; Ascomycota; Dothideomycetes; Mycosphaerellales; Mycosphaerellaceae
Source: the annotation of a GenBank genome assembly
AUGGACAUUGACCAACCAUCCUCGAGCCAUCUCGACAUCGAGCCGAAUAAUGUUUGUCCAAAGAAUAAUACCAAGCCACCUCUUUCCUCCAUCCUCAACAGUCACGACUUCCAAGUGGUCGCGUCUCGGAACCUGUCCAGGAAGACAUGGGCAUUUUAUUCCUCAGCAGCCACAGACCUCAUUACCAGAGAUGCCAAUGAGCAAUUCUUCAGCCGAAUCUGGUUAAGACCAAGGGUGAUGCGAAACGUCGAGAACGUGACGACUCGGACAAGAAUUCUGGGCCAAGAGAUGGACUUUCCCUUAUUUGUCUCUCCAGCAGCCAUGGCAAGACUCGUACAUCCAGAAGGGGAGAAGGCGAUCGCGAGAGGAUGCCAGACCCACAAUGUUGGCCAAUGCGUGCGUUCGGCAGGCCAUGUCGACUGUCGAACGAAAGCUAAUGUCAAUUAGAUCUCUAGCAAUGCCUCCUAUCACAUGUCGGAGAUAGUCGCGUCGGCACCAGGCAGCACGUUCUUCUUCCAGCUAUAUGUCAACAAGAACCGCGCUGCUUCCGAAGCGCUGCUGAAGGAAGCUGAAAGAGCUGGGGUCAAGGCUGUGUUCGUCACCGUCGAUGCGCCGGUUGCCGGUAAACGAGAGGCAGAUGAGCGAACUGAAGAUGACAACCAAGACGAGUCGCUUACAUUUGCGCCCAUGAGCGGUGCUGUUGCGAGUAAAGACUCGAAGGGUGCCGGAAUCGGGCGUACCAUGGGAAGCUACAUCGACGCCAGUUUGAAUUGGUCGGAUUUAGUGUGGUUAAGAAAGGCCACGAAACUGCCAAUUGUGUUGAAAGGGAUUGGCAAUGCUGAAGAUGCAUUGCUUGCAGCUUCUUACGGGGUUGAUGGGAUCGUCGUGAGCAACCAUGGCGGGAGAAGUCUUGACACAACAUCGCCUGCGAUCCUGACAUUGCUGGAGAUGCAUCGGCACUGUCCCAAAGUAUUUGACCGAUUGGAGGUCUACAUCGAUGGAGGCAUCCGCAGGGGAACUGAUAUAUUCAAGGCUCUGUGCCUGGGCGCAAAGGCGGUAGGUAUUGCUCGGACAUUCCUCUACGCAUUACAGUACGGUCAAGAAGGUGUCGAGCAUCUCAUCUCCAGUGAGUAAAAUGGCCUAUGUGUCCGUUGAUCGAUGGUGACUGACAAUUUCCAGUCAUGAAAGACGAGCUCGAAACCACAAUGAAGUUGAUUGGCGUCACCGACAUUUCGCAAUUGCAUCCAGGCAUGCUGAAUACGCGAGACAUCGAUCAUUUGGUGCCUACAACGCCUUUGUCUGUCGAGCGGGCCCGUCUGUAG